UAGUCGAAGGCACAUCAGCCGAUGCGGAACCUUAUACCGAGAUUCCCGGGCGGUAGAUUUAUCGUUGCACAGCGAACCCGGAAGCAGCAAGAUGGCCCGGGCAGCCAAAAGUGCCGUGGUGCUGUGCAUGGACGUAGGACUCGCAAUGAGCCAUUCCAACCAAGGAGAGGAGUCUCCGUUUGAACAGGCCAAGAAGGUUAUGAUGCUCUUCCUGCAGAGACAGGUGUUUGCAGAGAGCAAGGAUGAGAUUGCAGUGGUUCUGUUUGGCACGGACACCACGGAUAAUGCCUUGGCUCGUGGGGACCAGUAUGAGAACAUCUCUGUCCAUCGCCACCUGAUGCUUCCAGACUUUGACCUCCUAGAACAGAUACAGAAUGUGGUUGAGCCAGGCUCCACGCAAGCCGACUUCCUCGAUGCUCUGAUCGUGUCAAUGGAUCUUCUGCAGAAGGAGACGCUGGGAAAGAAGUACGAGCGGCUGCACAUUGCAGUAUUCUCCGACCUCAGCAGCCCCUUUAGUGUCGACCAACUUGAGGUUAUUAUCGCAAACCUGAAAAAAGCCGGGAUCAGCCUUCAGUUCUUUCUGCCUUUCCCUGUUGAUGAAGAGGAGGCUGGAGAUUCCAGUAAUAACAGAGGGGAUUCGGGCAGCUCGGACAGAGGGCGGGGGCCUGGGAAAGGCCUGUCUGACCAGCAGAAGGAAGGCAUUGAGAUGGUGAGGAAGAUCAUGUUCUCUCUGGACGGGGAAGACGGACUGAGUGAAGUUUUUACGUUCAGGGAAAGUCUGGAGAGGCUGAGCAUCUUUAAGAAGAUUGAGAGGAGACCGAUGGCGUGGCCGUGCCAGCUGACCAUAGGGUCGGGCCUUUCCAUACGCAUCGUGGGCUAUAAAUCCGUCACCGAGGAGAAAGUGAAAAAGACCUGGGCUCACGUUGAUGCCAAAUCGAACAAAAAGGAAGAUAUAAAAAAGGAAACGGUUUAUUGUCUGAAUAACGAUGAGGAGACGGAAGUGGAGAAGGAAGAUACCAUUCAAGGUUACCGUUACGGCAGCGACAUUGUGCCCUUCUCAAAGGUGGAUCAGGAACAGAUGAAGUACAGAUCAGAAGGGAAGUGCUUUGCGGUUCUGGGUUUCACUAAGUCUUCCCUGGUGCCCAGUCACCAGUUUGUGGGAAAUCAAGUGGUAAAGAUAUUCGCCCCCUCUGAUGACGAGGCUGCCAGUGUGGCCCUCUCGUCGCUGAUCCACGCCUUGGAUGAGAUGGACAUGGUUGCCAUUGUACGCUAUGUUUAUGAUAGGCGGUGCAACCCCCAGGUGGGCGUGGCAUUCCCCCGCAUCAAGGAUAAGUACGAGUGCCUUGUGUAUAUCCAGCUGCCAUUCAUGGAGGACCUCAGGCAGCACUUAUUCUCCUCGCUGAAGAACAGCAAAAAGUUCACCCCAACAGACUCCCAGCUCUCGGCCAUGGACUCCCUGAUUGGCAGCAUGAGUCUGGUGUCUGAUGAUGGGGAGACCACCGAGGAUUUAUUCAAACCCAGUAAAAUCCCCAAUCCCCAGUUUCAGCGAUUGUUUCAGUGCCUGCAGCACAAGGCCCUAAACCCAGAGAGUUCCCUGCCGCCCAUUGAAAAGCACCUACAGGACAUGCUGGAAGCCCCGGGGGCAGUUACAGAGGGGUGCAGGGCCUCUCUAGCCACGGUGAAGGCUUGUUUCCCGCUGCAGGAGGCCACCAAGAGGAAGGAGGUGAAAACUGGUGAUGAAAUCUUCACCAAAAAGACUGAAGACGAACCUGAUGCUAAAAAAUUGAAGGAAGAUGAUGAAGAUUUCAGCCUCUCGCGCCUGGUGGAUGAAAACAUCACUGUGGUGGGGAGCGUGAAUCCAGAUCAGGAUUUCCGGGCGCUACUGAGACAAAAGAACUCAGACUUUAAACAUGUAAGCGAGCAGCUAAUUAAGCGCAUACUCGAGUGCCUGGAUGUGAAGCAGUACCAGUACUACAUGAAGAGCAUCCGCUGCAUAAAGGCAUUCCGCGAGGAAGCCAUCAAGUCGUCCCACGUCCAGAACUUCAAUGAGUUUCUCCAGAUGCUGAAAUUAAAGGCGGAGAGCAGUGCACUGAUGGAAUUCUGGGACAUUAUUGUUCAAGAUGACAUUUCCCUGAUCACAAGUUCGGAAUCCAAAGGCAGCUCAGUGACUCCUGAGGAAGCCAGGAAGUUUUUGGCUCGGAAAGAGGAGAAAGCGGAAGAGGCAGCCAUGAUGGAGGAGGAAGGGGAUGUAGACGACUUGCUCGACAUGAUGUGAGAGGCUGAAGCACAGGCCGGGGAGGAAGAUGAAGCACUUACUAACGAACAGAAGAGACCAAAGUUGCCCUUAGCACCACAUGGUUGGGGUUGUGCCAGUGUGGGUGCCACCUGGUGCCCCUGGGCUGUACCUUUAAUUCCCCCCUACUCACUGUAUAUCAUACACUCUCCCAUUGGGCGCAACCAUGUUUAGCCCUGUAGCCCUCGGCAUUCUGUAUCCGACCAUUGCACUAUGUACCGGCCGCUGCCUGGAGGGGGCGCUGCUUUCUUACAGUUUACAGAAACAUUCCGAAUAAACAGAUGCAGGUAGGACAUCUACUUCCAAUACUUGCCGCUACAAUAUUGGGGAUAUGGAGCCGGGCUUGGGAUAUACCACUACGUGUAUUAUCUUCCUCCUCUGAGACAAUUUGCAAUUGGUCUUCAUUUUUUAUUAUUUGUAGUUUUUUAUUUAUUUCACUUUUUGUUCAGCAGCCCUCUUUAGCCGCUAUCUGGUUGCUAGGGUCUAAAUUACCUUAGCAAUCAGACAGUGGUUUGAAUAAGAGACAGGUAUAUGAACAGGAGAGGGGCCUGGAUAGAAAGAUAAAUAAUAAAAAGUAACAAUAACAAUAAAACUGGAGCCUCACAGAGCAAUAGGGUUUGGCUGCCGGGGUCAGUGACCCCCAUUUGAAAGCUGCAAAGAGUUGGAAAAAGGCAAAUAAUUCAAAAACUAUAAAAAAUAAAUAAUGAAGACCAAUUGAAAAGUUAAUUAUAACAUACUAAAAGUUAACAGAAAGUUAACCAUCACUAUAAGUCCCAAUAUCCAUAUGUGUAUGCUCAAAUACCCCCAAGAACAGGAAAAUACCCCUGCCCCCCUCUGUGUCCUUCCUGCUGUGCUUUAUGUGUGUUAUACAAUGAGAGUGGUAUAUAGGGAGGCACCCCCACCCCUGUAAUACUGGCUGCUUAUAGAAUACACAGCCGGCAUGGCUAAUAAGCACUUCAUUCCGCUGCAGACAGCACUGGUUUCUGUGCAGCCAUGCAAUAUGCAUAUAUGUUUAUUUCCAAUUACCCAUGUAACAUGAGGAUUCAGUAUGAGGGCAGAAUUAAAGUGGUGAGGGGGCAGCCAUACUUGUAUCCAAUAGAAUUUAGGCAAUUCUGUGUCUGAACUACAGUUCCCAGAAUCCCCAGCUAGUCACGUGGGGGAUAUCUAUGCUGUAUAUAUUGUUUCAUUCAUUUACACAGAAGUGCCUUAGCCCCAGUACAGCUGUGCGCCCAGGCAUUGCUGCUCCCUAAUAAAAUAUUUUUGAAGA
Xenopus tropicalis (tropical clawed frog) is the source of this 3560-nucleotide messenger RNA. It is a transcript of the gene xrcc5, whose product is annotated as X-ray repair complementing defective repair in Chinese hamster cells 5. Bases 92 to 2275 code for a protein of 727 amino acids. Gene Ontology annotation, molecular function: DNA helicase activity; class I DNA-(apurinic or apyrimidinic site) endonuclease activity; 3'-5' DNA helicase activity. The record is from RefSeq and is a predicted model, not a curated record. Lineage: Eukaryota; Metazoa; Chordata; Amphibia; Anura; Pipidae. Gene Ontology annotation, cellular component: chromosome; Ku70:Ku80 complex; cytoplasm. The transcript is spliced from 21 exons. Gene Ontology annotation, biological process: DNA recombination; double-strand break repair via nonhomologous end joining; telomere maintenance.